UUAUCAAUAAAAUUUCAAUUUCCCUUGGUUAUCAUUGAAUUUUCUUGUUAACUAAUAAAACUAAUUCAUACUCGACGUUACAGGAAUAGUACCUAUACUAAUGCGUGUGUUUUAAAAAGCAUUCCAAUUUACGAUAAAGAAAGAAGAGCUAUAUCAAUAACAUGCCAGAAAUCAAAAGACGAAAUGUAACCAAAGAUAAGGAUCAUAAAAAAGGAAUUAUAAAUGAAAAAAGCGAUAAAUUAAAGCCUAAGAAAGACGAGACCCCCAACCGGAAUUUGUCUCUAAAAAUAUUAUCUCGCUCAGUAGUCAUAUUUUCUCUCCUAAUAAUAGUUUACUUUUCGUCUAAAGAUGAAAAUAUUAAAGUGUUUGCUAAGCAGUCCGAAAAGUUACAAGGAAAGGGUCAAGUAGUGGAGUGUUCUGCAUCAUAUAUGAAAGAGGUAGACAUAUAUGAUGGCUGUUUCCCAAAGUACUGUAAAAGAUUUGUGACUGACAUGGUAGUGUCAGACGUUGAAGCUGAUAAGCUCCUAGCAAUAGCUAAGAAAGGGCUGAGACAUGGUGGUUCGACCGGAGGUGCAUCAAUAUUGGAUCUGCACAGUGGAGCAAUGUCAAAAGGACAGUAUUUUGUUAAUUUUUACAAAAUACCAGAACUGAACAAUGUCUUUGAUGAAAGUGAUUUUAAUGCUUACAGGGUAGUCAAAGAAAAAAUCAAGCAUAGUGUUGCACAUCAUUUUGGAGUAUCUCCAGACUUGUUGUAUUUAACACAUCCUACAUUCUUCUCAGAAAUUACUUCAAAAGAAGCAGUCACGGUACAUGAUGAAUACUGGCAUCCUCAUGUUGACAAAGAAACUUACAAGUCAUUCCACUACACAACUUUGCUGUAUUUAGGAGAUUAUGGAAAAGACUUUGAAGGAGGAAGAUUUGUAUUUAUUGAUGAGAAAUACAAUAGAACUUUGGAACCCAGGAAAGGCAGAGUGAGCAUGUUCACCAGCGGGGCUGAAAACCUACAUUAUGUAGAGAAAGUUACAUCUGGCAUAAGAUAUGCUAUAACAGUAUCUUUCACUUGUGACCAGAGAUAUGCUAUUGAGGAUCCUAGUGUAAAUAAGUAUGAAAUUAAACAUUCCGAAUAAAUACAAUACGUAAUAU
Molecule: messenger RNA, 1143 nt
Organism: Cydia strobilella
Lineage: Eukaryota; Metazoa; Arthropoda; Insecta; Lepidoptera; Tortricidae
Product: 2-oxoglutarate and iron-dependent oxygenase domain-containing protein 3-like
Exons: 4
Coding region: 162-1127 (321 amino acids)
Cellular component (GO): membrane
Molecular function (GO): L-ascorbic acid binding; iron ion binding; oxidoreductase activity, acting on paired donors, with incorporation or reduction of molecular oxygen
Source: RefSeq, a predicted model, not a curated record